Messenger RNA from Stomoxys calcitrans (stable fly), 505 nucleotides. RefSeq names its product larval cuticle protein 4. The transcript is spliced from 2 exons. The coding region runs from base 43 to 402 and encodes 119 amino acids. Lineage: Eukaryota; Metazoa; Arthropoda; Insecta; Diptera; Muscidae. Gene Ontology annotation, cellular component: chitin-based extracellular matrix. The record is from RefSeq and is a predicted model, not a curated record. Gene Ontology annotation, molecular function: structural constituent of chitin-based larval cuticle.
GCACAGUUAGGAAUAUCAACUGAUCCAUACUUUCUAAACAAAAUGUUCAAGUGGCUUCUUUUUGUUACCCUGAUUGCCUUUGUGGCUGCUGAUGAUGGGGAUGUUCACGCCGAGGUCAAGUCAUGGAAGAACGAUGUACGCCAUGAUGGUUUCGAUUACAAUUUGGAAACUUCCAAUCACAUUUCAGAACAAGCUUCCGGUGAUGAACACGGCAACAUUCAUGGAUCUUUCGAAUUCUUAACUCCCGAAGGUGAACACAUCAAGGUCAACUAUGUAGCUGAUGAACAUGGUUAUCAUCCCGAAAGUGAUGUUUUGCCCAAACCCCAUCCCAUACCAGAAGCUAUCCUAAAGUCCAUUGAAUACAUUAAGGCUCAUCCUUCCAAGGAAGAUAGUCAUCAUUAAUUUGGUCAGAUGAGUACCUUCUAAAGAUCAAGACUUUAAAUAGUGUAUAAAGGAUUUUGCUUAGGAAUAUGCAUAUUUGUUAAAUAAAAUGCGUUUCACAAAC